AUGUUUAAAAAAGAGCCGCAAUAUAAAGCAUUAAGUAAUUUACGUAACUCAGAUAAGAAAAAGUUAAUAUCUCAAAUAAACAAUCCGGAAUAUAAAAUUACCACCUUUAAUAACACGUCAUCUUCUAUAAGUUAUGCUUCUUUUGACACGUUCAAUAAUAACCAAUCAGGUAUAGUAUAUACAAUUCUAGAUAAUGAAACCAACAAUAACAUUCCAAUUUGGUUUGAGUUCAAAAAAAAUAAGGAUAUCAAUUGGCUCAAUUUUCUAAAAGAAAACGUUUUAGUUCCAACAGUUUACACUUGUUGGAAUUCACCAGAUAUUAAUUUGGUACCCACUGUGAUUACCAAUGACUUUGUUUUAGACGAAAAAAUUUUAGGUAGUGGUGCCAAUCUAAUGAACAAAGGAUGCUGGGUUUAUAUAUCUCAUAGUGAUAACCAGACAGAGGAAGACAUAGAACAACAAAAGAAAAGAUAUAUUAAGGGCCAAAUUGUCGGUGUUUCUUCAUACAAGACACCCAAAUAUAUAAAAGCUGUUGGUGUUUUAUGCAUUGAUUAUAAAGACUUAAUUGACGAAAAUAAACCUGAUGUAGCAGUGAAAAUUAUACAUUGGUUGGGUGAUGGAUUAUGUAAAUCAUUCAAGUGUAAAGUAAAACCACCAAGAUAUAUUAUUGACUACCAUGAUGAUGAACCUGAAGAUGAAAAUGAGAAUGGAAAUGAGAAUGUGAACGAGAAGAAGGACAAUAAUGAAGAAGGUCAGAAAGAAUUAGAAGCCAACAAUGAAGGUGUUGGUUACAGCAUCAAACAGACUAACAAAAUUCCUAGCUUUGCUGAAGAAGUGGUAUUAAGGCCGGAGGAUAUUGAUGAAUUUCUUCAAAGAGCAAUGUACUAUACAUUGACACAAGAUAAAUUGGAGUUACCUAUAACUUCUUCUAAUUUUGUAUCCAACCACCUAAAUGUUAACUUACCAAAGAGAGUUUCACCACAAGAUAUCAAUGUGAAAAAGUCCUCGUUUAAAAAAAUCAUCAAAUUAUUGAAACAUUGGGAAAAACAAGGCUUUAUGAAAUUAAAAAGCAAAGGUGGUGAUUAUAUUAUUAUAAAUGUUGCUUCUAAAACUACCAAGCCCGAGUUACUUGCAUUUGACCCAUAUCCCAUCAGGGGAAGAAUUGUAGCCGAUAACAACGCUACGAGUGGCACUGCUAAAAGUGGCGUAAAUGAGAGUGUCAGUGCUAAAAAGGAUACUGUUAAGACUGCCUUGUUUUAUAAACCAACCUCUAAUUCCAAUAUCAAAUCUUUUUUACAGAAACAAUCCUCCAAAGAAUUAUAUACGCAAGAAGACAUUAAAACUAUGCUUGAUAGAUAUAUUACUGAGAACAAUUUAGUUUAUUCAUCUGACCGUUCUAAAGUUUUAUUAGAUGAUAAUUUGUAUGGUAUUAUAAACAGUAGUGACAGUAAUGGCAAUAAAGAAAGAACAAUCCCAAGAAGCCAACUUUUAAAUAGAGUAAUUAGUAACAACAGUAAUAAACAUUUGUUGGCGUAUUAUCAAAUUUAUAAUAUAAAAGGGGAAAAACUAUUUAACAAACCACAAAGGGGGAAUAACGUUCCAAAGGUGCAAAUCGUAACAGAGGUAAAAAUUGGAAGAAAAAUUAUUACCAAAGUAAUUAAGCAUGAAUUAUAUGGAAUCGAUUCCGUUGAAUUAGCCAAAAUUUUAAAGGUGAAAUGUAAUGGGUCUGCUACGAUCCAAGAAAAUAAGCAAUUCAAGUGCAAUGAAGUUAUAGUACAAGGUUCACAUGAAUCCAUUAUUUUGGACAUUUUAAAUAGUCAGUAUGGUUUACCACAGGCCAAAUUUAUUCAAUUGGAGAAUAAAACUGGCGGAAAAAGAAAGAAAAAAUGA
Molecule: messenger RNA, 1890 nt
Organism: Saccharomycodes ludwigii
Lineage: Eukaryota; Fungi; Ascomycota; Saccharomycetes; Saccharomycodales; Saccharomycodaceae
Gene: TMA64
Product: Tma64p
Exons: 1
Coding region: 1-1890 (629 amino acids)
Biological process (GO): translational initiation; formation of translation preinitiation complex
Molecular function (GO): translation initiation factor activity
Source: RefSeq, a predicted model, not a curated record